Messenger RNA from Eimeria necatrix, 1632 nucleotides. Its product is annotated as farnesyl pyrophosphate synthetase, putative. The coding region runs from base 1 to 1632 and encodes 543 amino acids. The record is from RefSeq and is a predicted model, not a curated record. Gene Ontology annotation, cellular component: cytoplasm. Lineage: Eukaryota; Apicomplexa; Conoidasida; Eucoccidiorida; Eimeriidae. The transcript is spliced from 8 exons. Gene Ontology annotation, molecular function: dimethylallyltranstransferase activity; (2E,6E)-farnesyl diphosphate synthase activity. Gene Ontology annotation, biological process: trans, trans-farnesyl diphosphate biosynthetic process.
AUGAUGUUGGUCCGCCGCCUUUGCCCGAGCUGUAUUUCCUCACUAUCUCUUCUCCCCUACACUUGGCCACGACAGCCCCUAACUUUAACUGCAAAGUGUGGACAUGUGGGCCAGCUUCCUGAGAAGUCUGACCAACGUCGGCUUUUCGCUCCGGCUCGCUCUGCCACUGUGGGAAACUACGUCCCAAAGGCGCUCUGUGCAGUAAAAGCUAACAUUCUCUCUCCUCACGCCUGUUAUGUGGACAACUACAGUUUGACUAAGCCCACAGGAGCUGUGGCAACUGCUCAAUCGACUGCGAAAACAGUCGCAGAUGAGUCUGCGACAGAACAACGGCUCAGUCAUGCUGGAGAGGUCAAAGGAGAUUCUGCAGCUUCAGCCACAGCAGAUCCUGCUGAUGUCUGCUGGCAGGAGGGAAUGCCGUGUGUCAGUUCAAUCUACGUGGACAUCAAGAGGGACCAACAGCGCUUCUUGAGAAUGCUGAAUCCCAUGAAAGGAGCUCUCCUGGAGAGAAUAAUGGCGUGUGCCCCUGAGGGAGAGGCGGAUGCGCUCACGGAAUACUUUUCGCGGGUUAUUGACUACAACUGCAUAGGGGGGAAGUUACUCCGUGGUUUACUGACUGUGUACGCCUCUCUGGCCGCCAAUCGCGAAAUACGAUUCGUACAGUUCAAGGAUUCCGCAGCAGCAGCUGCUGCUCCUGCGUUCCCACAAACGGGCGCAACACGGGGCACUGUUGCGCGUACUGUUACAAUAUCAGGAGGACGCAAUCCAGGAGCACCCGGUUCAGCUGAUUCCUGUGCUGCGGGGGAGGCAGCCCUAGACAAGGCAUUCGGUUCGGAAUUGUGCAUAUUGGGAUGGGCGGUUGAGCUACUACAGGCUGCGUUUUUAGUUGCUGACGAUCAGAUGGACGGGGCCUUCACCAGGAGGGGGAAGGUCUGCUGGUACAGAAGGCCGGAAGUUGGGCCAGCGAAUGCCAUUAACGAUGCCGUCUUCCUAAUCUACUCUGUACACCAACUGCUGCGGGAAUUUCUCGGAGACCACCCAGCGUACGGUCCCUGCACAGAGUUAUUACAAAAUGUCGCCUUCAACACCGUGCUAGGGCAACACCUGGACACAAACGGUCACGUGAACAUGUUGCUGCUGCAACAGCACCAGCGAAGCUGCGUCUCGAUUGAUGUUGUUAAAGGGGACUGUUGUCGGCCCAAUCUGUUCGUAGGUCUCCGGCAUAGCGGCGUCAGUGACUUUUCUCUCCUGGCCAAAGUGGAAGAAAUAUGUCUGUGCACAGGGGACUACUUCCAGGCACAAGAUGACUUCCUGGAUUGCUUCGGCUGCCCAGAAGCCCUCGGCAAGGCUGGAAGCGACAUCCGGGAGGGGAAAUGCAGCUGGCCACUUGUGGAGGCUCUUGCCGCCGCAAAGCCCAGAGAAGCGGCGGAUUUGCUCGAGGCGUACGGCCGGCCGGAGGGAGAGGAGGUUGUCCGCGAGCUGUACAAACAGCUCGGAGUUAGGGAGCGGUUCAAACUCUACGAAGACAGCUCUCGCCGGAAGAUUUUGAGGCUAGUAGACGGCCUGAGUCACCCAGGGAUUCAGAGUUACUUCGCCGCUUUAUUGCAGCUCCUCCAUGGGCGACCCCAGUGA